UGAAUUCUUUAGUUAUUCAAUCAGUUGAGUUGAAAAUAUGAAACGUGUGUGUAUAGUUGGUGCCGGUACCGCUGGUCUUUGCUCAGCCCGUCGGGUUUUAGAGAAUAAAAUGUCCGCAACGAUUUAUGAACAAACUGAUAAAAUUGGCGGCACUUGGGUUUAUACCGAUCGAAUUGGUACCGACGAUUACGGUUUGGAUAUCCAUAGUAGCAUGUAUCAAGGACUUCGAACGAAUUUACCUAAAGAAGUCAUGGGCUAUCCGGAUUAUCAAAUUCAAGCUUCUGAUAUUUCUUAUGUACCGUCCGAAAUUGUCAGAAAUUUUUUGGAGCAAUUUACGAAUAAAUAUCAAUUAAGAGAUUGUAUAAAAUUUCUGCAUUACGUCGUCAAUAUAAUCCCGAAAAGAGAUAAAUGGCAGGUGAUUGUCAAUGACUUGAAAAAGCAGAGUAUAAAAUUCGAACUGUACGACUAUGUAAUGGUUUGUAAUGGACAUUAUCACACGCCAUUAUAUCCGUCUAUCGAAGGAGCCAACAUUUAUAAAGGUUAUCAACUGCACAGUCAUGAUUAUAAAAAUCCGAGUCGCCUUAAAGACGAAACGGUUCUAAUCAUUGGUGCCGGUCCAAGUGGCAUGGAUUUAUGUCAUGAAAUUUCCAAAGUAGCUAAGAAAGUUACUCUAAGUCAUCAUCUGCCAGAAUCUUUGAAAACUUCAUUUCGUUCCAAUGUCGAUCAAAAGCCAGACGUGAAAUAUAUGGACGAGCGAAGAGUGCAUUUUAUCGAUGGAACAAUGGAUGAAUAUUCGAUAAUAUUCUACUGCACUGGUUACAAAUAUGCCUUUCCCUUCUUAUCAACCGAUUGUGGAAUUCAUGUCGAUGAUAAUUAUGUCCAGCCUUUAUAUAAGCAUUGCAUCAAUAUUAAUUAUCCGUCCAUGGCUUUCAUCGGUAUACCGUAUUAUGUUUGUGCGGCACAAAUGUGCGAUUUACAAGCAAGAUUUUGUAUGAAAUUUUGGACCCAACAAAAGACAUUGCCGAGCCAAUAUGAAAUGUUAACCGAUACAAAGCAACAAAUGGAUGCACGCUUUGCCAAAGGCUACAAAAAACGUCAAGCUCAUAUGAUGGGCGAAGAACAGGGUUUUUAUUAUACCGAUCUUGCGACAACCGCUGAUAUUGAAGACAUCAAACCAGUUAUGACCUUGUUGCAUAACGAAAGCAGCCGUCGCUUUAUGGACGAUUUAUUACAUUUCCGUGACGACAUUUUUCGCAUAGUUGAUGAUAACCAUUUCAUUAAAAUCAAUUAGUAAUUGAUUUAAAGAAUCCCACCAUACAAACAAGCUUUAAAAUAUAAGACUCAAUAUCAUCUUCAUAUUGAUUACGAAUGUUGUGAAUAUAGUUUCAUUUGC
Messenger RNA from Glossina fuscipes, 1393 nucleotides. It is a transcript of the gene Fmo-1, whose product is annotated as senecionine N-oxygenase. The record is from RefSeq and is a predicted model, not a curated record. Lineage: Eukaryota; Metazoa; Arthropoda; Insecta; Diptera; Glossinidae. Gene Ontology annotation, molecular function: NADP binding; N,N-dimethylaniline monooxygenase activity; flavin adenine dinucleotide binding. The coding region runs from base 38 to 1291 and encodes 417 amino acids. The transcript has 4 exons.